UAUAUAAAAAAAACUCGUACUUGUAAAACUGAGCUUGUGACCUUUGAACCUUUUAGGCUAACGGAUUUCUGCUCCAACAGCACAGAAGAACCUUCCACAGUCCGGGUCGUUUGGAUUUGCCUCUGAAACCAACAUGGAAACUUUUUUCUGUCGUCACUUUAAGAGGAAGGAAGCAGCGCUGCAGGGGGAGAUGGACGCCCCCACCCGCCGCCAGCGGAGGCCCAGCGUUGCUGUCCCUACCAGCAAGGCUCGUCGGAGGUCCAGCGCUGGUCUUCCUUCCUCUGCUUUGACCCAGCGGCGCCGCUCUAGCAUCCAGAUUCAUCCAGGGCUUCUCUGUGCUGGCGGCGGUGACCUGGCGACAACGCCUCAUCACGGCAGGGUGAGACCUGUCCGCAGGCGCUCCAGCACCACCACCCCCUCCCUGAACCCGAGGUUUGCUGUGCAGCGCAGGAAGGUGAGGAAGCUGCAGACCAUCGACACCCAUCUGCUGGGUCCGUCCAUGCUGCUCGCCAGCCUGAUCCGGAUGGCUGAGGAGGAGGAGGGUGAAGGUGCGCUGGGGCCGGGGCUAUCGACUGGAGAGCAGCAAGUGGAAGUUAGAGGCGGGGCUAAUAAUGAGGGAUCAUUUUCAUGCUCCAGCAGCCUCCUAUACGACAGAGGUGAAGACAGUGACAAUUACUCCCCCAACAGCAGCCAAUCGGAAAGCAGCCAGCUGUCUGAGGCAGAGCAACUGCCAGAGGAAGAGACUGACUCUUCCCGAUUCCUUGCCUAUCCAGCCUCCAUCCCCUCCUCCGUCUGCUCCUUGCAGGUGCUAAGGAACCCGCCCCAGGUUGUCUCUCAGUCACGGCCCCUGCUCCGGGCCCCUCGCUGCCUCCGCAGGAACUCCUCCUGCCAUCAAGCCUCCAGUCAGAUGAAGAGGAGGAAGAUCUCCACCAUCUCCAAAGCCGGGAGCCCAUGGCCAGGGAGGGGCCGCAAGCACUCUGUGUACUACCUCCAUCAUCCAGCCUUCUACAGGGGCCAUGGGGCCCUCAGCCCCCUGGGGGCCCAUGGCUAUGAAACCAGCUUGAGUGCUCUCCUGCUGAAAGCGAUCACCAAGUCGAGUCUUCAGAACAUUCAGCCCAACAUGUCUACAUUGGGACAGACGGACCUGCUGCAGCCCAACAGUAACAUCGACUGGACUGAGAGUGCUCAGUAUGGAGAACACAUCUGGUUUGAGGCCAGCGUUUCUGGAGACUUCUGUUAUGUUGGAGAACAGUUCUGUGUGGCCAAAUUGCUGCAAAAGUCCGUAUCGAGGAUGAAGUGUGCUGGCUGUAAAAUCUCCGUGCACGUGAUGUGCAUGGAUCAGUUGGAGAAGAUUAACUUCAGAUGCAAACCGACCUUCAGGGAACCGGCAUCCCGCGCUGUCCGAGAGGCCAACGUGGUUCGACACCACUGGGUCCACCGCAGACGCCAAACUGGAAAGUGUCGGCAGUGUGGGAAGGGCUUCCAGCAGAAGUUUUCGUUUCACAGCAAAGAGAUUGUUGCCAUCAGCUGUUCUUGGUGCAAACAGGCGUACCACAACAAGGUAGCAUGUUUCAUGCUGCAGCAGAUAGAAGAAUGUUGCUCUAUGGGGGCUCACGCCACAGUCAUCGUCCCGCCCACUUGGAUAAUCAGGGUCCGCCGACCGCAGACGUCCCUGAAGUCCAGCAAGAAGAAGAAACGGACGUUGCUGAAGAGCAACAAGUUGAGCAAGAAAGGAACUGAGCUCCAAGAUGGCCGCUGGAAGCCCUUCCUGGUCAAGCCCCUCCCCUCGCAGCUAAUGAAGCCUCUGCUGGUGUUUGUUAAUCCUAAAAGCGGCGGGAACCAGGGGUCAAAGGUCAUCCAGUCUUUCAUGUGGUACCUGAAUCCCCGGCAGGUGUUUGACCUGACAAAAGGAGGACCCAGAGAGGGGCUAGAACUGUACUCAAAGGUUCCCAACCUGCGGAUUGUGGCCUGCGGUGGCGAUGGCACGGUGGGCUGGAUUCUGUCUGUGUUGGACCAGCUGAAGCUCUGCCCCCAGCCCCCAGUGGCCAUUCUUCCCCUGGGAACAGGCAAUGACCUGGCCAGGACCUUGAAUUGGGGAGGGGGCUACACCGAUGAACCAAUCACAAAGAUCCUGUCCCAUGUGGAGGAUGGGAACGUGGUCCAACUAGAUCGAUGGAACCUGAAGGUUGAGGCCAACCUGGAGGCCCAGCCCGAGGACAGAGACGAGCAGCAGACAACCAAGCUUCCUAUUGACGUUUUCAACAACUACUUCAGUCUGGGCUUUGAUGCUCACGUCACGCUGGGUUUCCAUGAAUCCAGAGAGGCAAAUCCGGAGAAAUUCAGCAGCCGUUUCAGGAACAAGAUGUUCUAUGCAGGAACCGCCUUCUCCGACUUCCUGAGCGGGAGCUCUAAAGACCUUGCUAGGCACAUCAGAGUGGUGUGUGAUGACACAGACCUGACAGCCAAAGUCCAGGAGAUGAAGCUCCAGUGCCUCCUCUUCCUCAAUAUUCCCAGGUACUGUGCCGGUACCACACCGUGGGGUAAUCCCAGUGAGCACCAGGACUUUGAACCUCAGCGUCACGAUGAUGGCUGCAUCGAGGUCAUCGGCUUCACCAUGACCUCUCUGGCCACGCUGCAGGUGGGAGGUCACGGCGAGCGACUUCACCAGUGUAAGGAGGUGACCCUCACUACCUUUAAGUCCAUCCCCAUGCAGGUGGACGGUGAACCCUGCAAGCUGGCGCCGUCAGUCAUCCACAUCAGCCUCCGGAACCAGGCCAACAUGGUUCAGAAGGCGAAGCGGAGGAUCAACAUGCCCCACCUGAAUGACCAGCAGCUGGUUCCUGAAAAGCUGCAGAUCAGGGUGAACCGGAUCAGCAUGGCAGCCUACGAAGCUCUGCAUUAUGAUCAGGACCAGCUGAAGGAGGCCUCAACCCUACUCGGGGUCAUCCACGUCCCUGGAGACAGCGACCUGGAGAUGUGUCGCCAGCACGUCCAGCACCUGCAGGACCAGCUGGACCAGGAAAGAGACGGGCUGAGAGCUGAGAGUCCGUCUUUACAGAAACUGUCCCUAAACUGGUGUUUCCUUGACUGUACUACUGCGGACCGUUUUUACCGGAUUGACCGAGCUCAGGAGCAUCUGAACUAUGUGACAGAGAUCUCUCAGGAGGAGCUCUACAUCCUGGACCCAGAGUUGGUCGUCAAGGAGACGGUGUGCACGUCCUCCAGCAUCCUAAAGCCGGUGGACUCUGAGGAGCACCAGCAGCCAUCGGGCCAGUUCUCCUUCCCCUGCUCAUCGUCCUCCCCCACCUCCUCCAGAACCUCUGCUACCUCACGGGAUACAAAAGUAGAUGCAGAACUGAUCAGCUGCAUACGGACCGGGAACCUGAGCAGGCUGACCGAGCUCCACCAGCAGGGGGCGGACCUGCUGCUGCAGGAUGCAGAAGGACACACGCUGCUACAUCACUCUGUCCAGACCGGCAGUAAGGAUAUCGUCAGGUACCUCAUCGACAACGUUCCCAUGAGUCAUUUGGACCUCACAGAGACUGAGACGGGCGAGACAGCACUCCACCAGGCCGCUGCCCUUGGUCUAAGGAGCAUUUGUCACUUCCUGGUAGAAGCUGGUGCAUCGCUCAUGAAGACAGACUUGCAGGGCGACACACCCAAACAUCGUGCUGCCAAAGCCCAGGACCUGGAGCUGGCCGACUACCUUGGGAACCGGCAGCACUACCAGAUGAUCCAGAGGGAGGACGAAGAGACGGCAGUGUGACCUGGAACCAGAACUCUCACUUUAUGUACCCCCACAGAGGUCCAAGUAAAUGGGUCUCUGCUGGGUGUAGGGCUCAGUUUUCAGCUCUACUUUAUGGAGUGGUUCUUGGCUCUCUGUCCUUUUGUCGAACUGGACCACAAACCCAAACCAGUUUGGAUUUCAGCCCAGAGACGAGGCAGCAGCUUUAAGGAACCACUGGUGUCUUCUGUCCAGCUGUUUGAGAUGUUUGGAUGCAGUCCAGACAGAAAAUGUUUCGUAUUUAAUGACUAGAUAUUUAUGAUCUGUUUGUAGAGAUAAAACCUUGAUAAUCAAAGCCUUAGAUGUUUGACUGUCUGUUACAGUGCUGAAGCCAGAGCCUGGUUCUGCCAGGUCUGGACCAUUAAGAUAAUCUUCUCUGUAAUCAUGUCUCAACUGUCUGGUCUCCUUGUUUCUGAGAGACCUGCAAUAAAGCAUGUGAGCAAGAAGGUUCACGAA
This is a messenger RNA of Nothobranchius furzeri (turquoise killifish), 4240 nucleotides long. RefSeq names its product diacylglycerol kinase, zeta b (gene dgkzb). Gene Ontology annotation, molecular function: protein binding; ATP-dependent diacylglycerol kinase activity. Gene Ontology annotation, cellular component: nucleus. Gene Ontology annotation, biological process: regulation of synaptic transmission, glutamatergic; intracellular signal transduction; lipid phosphorylation. NCBI's taxonomy places the organism in Eukaryota, Metazoa, Chordata, Actinopteri, Cyprinodontiformes, Nothobranchiidae. The record is from RefSeq and is a predicted model, not a curated record.